Molecule: messenger RNA, 2721 nt
Organism: Eremothecium cymbalariae DBVPG#7215
Lineage: Eukaryota; Fungi; Ascomycota; Saccharomycetes; Saccharomycetales; Saccharomycetaceae
Gene: CYK3
Product: Cyk3p
Exons: 1
Coding region: 1-2721 (906 amino acids)
Molecular function (GO): protein binding
Source: RefSeq, a predicted model, not a curated record
AUGUCUGGCCCUUUACCUAACACCCCAUUUAAAGUGAGGGCGUUGUACUCUUGGUCUGGCGAACAGGGACAAGAUUUGGGCUUUUUAGAAAGCGAUUUGAUUGAAGUCACUAAAGUUAAAGGUGAUUGGCUAUAUGGAAGGUUAUUGAGAAAUAAAAAGACGGGUUAUUUUCCAUUAGGUUAUGUACAGCUUAUCCAAGAGGUGUACAACAGUUUUAAUUCGCUGUCUCCAAAGAAGCCGUACGACACCGGUAGUACUCCAACAACAUCUCCUAGUAAGCUCCAGAACGCUAAAAGCACACUACCUCCAAUUCCUAGACGCUCUUCAGCUAUUGAAAAUGACCAUGAAGAUAUUUAUUCUACUAUGAGUAGAGAUGGAACAUCUCCUUUAUCUUUUCCGGGCGAGCUAUCUCCUUCAAGCAGACGAAUCCAACAUUAUGAAAAGGGCUUUCGGACACCACCACGCAUGAGCCCUUAUCAUUAUGGUUCAUCAUCCAAUAUCAGUCCAAUUUCGAACGACAAUUCAAUCAAACCUUUCCCUCAUCGCUAUGGAGGUCGCUUUUUUGGAAUUGAUAGUAACGGAUCUAGCGAGUCAGUCAACAAGUUGAAUAUGCAAAAUAAAGGUGACUAUACAAGAGAAAGAUCCAAGUCUGAUUUACCGCCAUUACCACCAAUUCCUGAUACUACUUCUAGUAACACUAAUGUUGGAAAGUCUCCCCAGAGCCCGCUAUUUUAUGCUGGGGGCACAGCUUCACAUUCCUGCAAUGAAUUGUAUAGCAGAGACUCAUCAGCAAGGCGUUCUCCAAUGGAAGAUAGCAACCUUACUGCUAACUAUUUCAACUCAAAUCAUAAUUUUUAUGAUGGGUAUGCACCAUCUAGCUUUGGUGAGCUGGGCUCUGCUCAUAUAUUUGCAAAUACGCGCUAUAUGGAAGAAUCAUUAACAGCCAGCGAAGAAAGUUUUGCAAUGAUGAGUGAUUUCAGUGCCUCCAGUGCAGGAAGUUUAGCGAGGCAUAGAUUUGCUCAAUCUUUUACUGACUCAAUGAACAACUCAAACGAUCCCCUAGAAGAUAAUGCAAGUCAACCUAGAGAGUUCGGUGUUCCAAACAAGAUGACCGAAAUUUUGAGGAAAGUACUAGGUACUGGAACUUCUAAUUCAACCGGUAUGCCAAAACUACCAGAUUUAAGCAACCUAAAUAUUAGUGAUGGCGAUGCCUCAACUUGGUUGCAGGCUCAAGCUCACUUACACAGAUCUAAUACUUUGAGCUCUAAAGAAAAACGCGAACGUGAAAGAAGAGUACUGUGUGAAAACAGAGAUGUUGUUCUACGUCCACAAGAAUAUAUUAAUGAAGAAAUUAAUACCAAUGAUGUACUUCAUGGACAGAAACCUGGAGUUGUUGAUAUCGAAUUGAAAUGUUUGGAUGUCGAAAGAAUAGACCUCAAAACAAGAAAACGAUGCCAACAAACUGGCCCAUUUACUGUGGAGUCAUUUGCUGAUUAUAAUUUCAGAUCUGGUUAUAAGACACAGAUUGAACAACUCAGAGGCCUAUACACAUUUUGUACAGAAUUUUUUCGAUUGAUUGAUGAUCGUGGCAAAACAAAUUUUGAGCAAGAACCUAAAGAUAUAGAUGGAGCUUUACACCAUAACUAUUGUACGCCAUAUCAACUAACAUGGAUAUUUAAGAGGAUGGCGAAUACGUUAGGAAUCCAAUGUGAUCUAAUUGUUGGAUUUUUGAAAACACCCAAUGCAGAUAAUUUGACAUUUAAAUUAAACCAUUGUUGGCUGCGAGUUUUGGUAAAUGGUGAAAUGAGGCUUAUUGACGUCAUAUUGGGCAAUAUUUCCAACCCAAUCCAUGAAUAUGUUAAUAAUAGAAAACAAAUACAUGCGGAAGACUUCUAUUUUUUAGCGCAACCGUUGCAUUUAAUUUAUACUCAUGUGCCACAGUAUUAUGAUGAACAACAUAUAAUUCCGGCAAUUGACAGAAGUAUCGCUCUAUGUCUACCUUUGGUGUUCCCAACGUUUUUCAAAAAUGACCUUAGAAUUUACAAAUUCAGCCUGGGUUUGUGUGAACUUCAGAAUUCUGAGAUUUUUGAGUGCUCAAUAAAGCUGCCUUUCGACAUAGAUAUCCACACCUCUGUGAUUACUAACGGACGUAAUGGUGACAAAUUCAGAAACAUGAAUUUAUCUUUGGUGCAGUUUAGACUGCAUAAGAGAAAUCGUGUUGCAGUUAUUAAAGCUGUGUUGCCACCAGGAGUCAGUAGUGGCAUUUUGCAUAUUCAUUCGGGUAUCACGGUGACGUGCUCCAAUAUAACAGAGUUAUCCCCACUAUCUAUGAUGAUCCCCUUAACACAUGUUGGCACCUCCAAAGAAUAUGAAUUUGUUGCCAGGAUUUCAUCUUCCGACUCCCAAAAGGUAGAUGUCUAUAUAAAAGAGCCACAGAAUAAGUUCUUGUUCACAGGUAAUGAAUACACAUUUCAAAUUAUCCAAACUCCAUGCGAUGGCCUGGUCUAUGAUUCAUAUAGUCAUGUCUCUAAACCCCUAAAAGUAAUAAUGCUACAGGCUCCAUCUGGGAAGGUUUACAAGUUAAGGAAGAGCGAUCCAAAUCAAGAAUUUGGAACAUGGGAGCACAUUACAAAGAUUAACGAACCUGGGAUUUGGGUCGGUUUGGUAACGUCAGACUCAGGUUCAGGCUGGUGUCCCUUUGCUAAAUGGACCUGUAUCUAA